AUGUUGAAUGAAGUCUCGGAUCAUGAGGAGGACAGGAUUGAGAUCCGCUUUCAAAUGCAGACCAUUACGAAGGAUCAGGCAUACCUUCUUUGGCUUACCUCGGAGGCAUCAAAGCCAAAUGACUUGAGUGAAGUUAACAGCGACAAACUACAAGUGGCUCUGUGGAAGGCAACAUGGAUACGAAGCUCUUCUCGGCCAGUUGACAUGGUAUUUAGUAUCAUGGGGCUGUUCGGUGUGAGCCUAGAUCCCAGCAAAUUCCACCGAGAUGACCGGGUGGGAGCAACCCUGGCCCUGGCCUCGGCUGCGCUGCAGAAAGGUAGUACUGCUGCAUGGCUUGGGGCAUAUCUCGAGUUGGAUCCAUGUCCCUUCAUGUCUAGCUUUCCCUCAAUUCCAAACACUUCGGAAAGUGGAGGCUGCACUAUUCGAACAGCCACCGGUUUGAUGAAUGUCGAAGAUCUGGUAAAUGUGAUGAACAUCAUAUUGCCGACACGCUCAGCUACGCUCGAUAGUCAAGGCUAUUUGCAUCUCAAAAGCCAGGCAUUCCCCCUCGUUCGAAGCGAGGAAGGUUCAAGCUCAUCUGCAAAUCACAUAUCUGCUCAGAAUGGGGCAUGGAUCCUCGAUUCUUCGAAUAAAGGACACAGUCGGUAUUAUGCAAUCACAUUCGGCAGAAGAGUAUGGAUUGUACCGGGUGCGGAGCCUUGCUUGAUAUUCGCAGAUCCCAUUGUGCUGAUUAUCGUUGAACGGCAUUCCAAGAAACCCGACUUAUUCCACAGAAUAUCCCAUGCUAGUGUCACAGAGGACUUUAUUGCAAACUGGGAGGAGUAUGAAUUCGCUAUUGGGGGUCCAAACAAAUUUGGCUCGUAA
Molecule: messenger RNA, 864 nt
Organism: Aspergillus tubingensis
Lineage: Eukaryota; Fungi; Ascomycota; Eurotiomycetes; Eurotiales; Aspergillaceae
Exons: 2
Coding region: 1-864 (287 amino acids)
Source: RefSeq, a predicted model, not a curated record